UUGCUUUCAUGAUGUUACGUGAGUUUUGUCCCACAACCCCACAUUUUCCCUUCAAUUAUUGCUAUUGAAAAUUCCAGAAAAACAAAUCAACGCUACCGGCCACCGCACCAUCUGUUCCUUUACCUGCUGGAAUAAAAAUUGAAAAGCCACCGAUUUUAGUCUUUUACUAUCGUGUUCUUUUUCUUUUGUGUUUUUUCUCCUUAUCAAUGGAGAACUCACCUACCGUUAUCAGGCCACCACCACCACCACCUCAACCACCGCCGUCCUUCGUUGCAUCACCACCAGUUUCCCAGCUUGAUAACACCACUAACAGUACUAGUAUCAGGUCACCUCCGCCGUUACCUUUCUCUUCAACACCCCAGAUAUACCCUAUAGAUCAAAACGGAACCGUAUCUAUAGUGUCAAGCAAUCCACCUCCACCUUUCCCCGAUUCACCAAGAAGCGUCGAUUUAUCCCCACUUGAAUUCAUACUUGCACUAAUGGCUGUCAUAACGAUCCCCGCUAUAAUCUAUGCUUUCUUUUUUGCUGUCAAGUGCCCUCCUUGGACUUCCAGGGAACGUCCCGACAGCCCCAGGGAGCUUCCCAGGGACAGCCGUGGAAGUGGCGUUGAAGUAAUUGAGAGGAGGAGGGAGCCUGUUUCAGCUGUUAAGUACCAAAAAGAGACUCAUUCUAAAGAUAUUGGGAAUGAGUGUCCUGUUUGUUUAUCAGUUUUUGCUGAUGGGGAAGAAGUAAGGCAGUUGAGUGGAUGCAAGCACUCGUUUCAUGCUACUUGCAUUGAUAUGUGGCUGAACAAUCAUAACAAUUGUCCGGUUUGCCGGGCUUCUGUUACUGUAAAGAGGCCUAAUAACCAUGGUACGGCGUCGGGUUCAGCUAGAUCUAGAGAGAGUGAUCUCCAACAAGGUUUGCCAGAUGCAACCAGUUUGGUUUGACAUUUCUAGCUUGAUUUUUUGAUUUUUGUUUCCCUUUCUUGCUUAAUUUUUGUUUUUACAUUUUGGCCUUCUGAGGCUAUAUGGAAAGUGAGAAUGGAAAAUGGAAGAUUUGGUAUUCCAUACUUCACCAAGAAUUGGUAAUCUAGAAUCCAGGCAGCAUAGAGACAAUUGCUUGAACUCUUCAGACAGAAAAUCGGACUGGUCAUUUACCCUGAAGUAAAUUCCUGAUUCACAGGUGCAAAAUUGAGUUACUUUUGCUUUUGUUUUCUGUGAUUCUGCUUUGGGAAGAAAUGAAUGGAAGUCAUAAAUGGAAGUAUCUGAUCCUCUCUUUUUUCCCUGCAUUCCUUAUCUUUUCCUUUUAGGGCUUUUUUUUGUUCAUGAUUCUGAAUAGCUUCAGCAAUUGUCUUGUCUCAACUACUUCAUCAGUCUUGUAAUUCUUUUUCUUUCAUUUACCAAAAGCAAAAACACAGUCGGAUCCGACACGCGUGAUCCUCGUUUGGUGUUUUGGGCCUCGA
Theobroma cacao (cacao) is the source of this 1444-nucleotide messenger RNA. Its product is annotated as RING/U-box superfamily protein. Lineage: Eukaryota; Viridiplantae; Streptophyta; Magnoliopsida; Malvales; Malvaceae. The record is from RefSeq and is a predicted model, not a curated record. Gene Ontology annotation, biological process: protein ubiquitination.